Molecule: messenger RNA, 450 nt
Organism: Brugia malayi
Lineage: Eukaryota; Metazoa; Nematoda; Chromadorea; Rhabditida; Onchocercidae
Gene: Bma-arch-1
Exons: 1
Coding region: 1-450 (149 amino acids)
Biological process (GO): tRNA splicing, via endonucleolytic cleavage and ligation
Cellular component (GO): tRNA-splicing ligase complex
Source: RefSeq, a predicted model, not a curated record
AUGGCGGAUGCACCAAUAACAGCAGCAGUUAAAUAUGAAUAUCUUGACCAUACGGCAGACGUUCAGUUGCAUGGUUGGGGUGACACUUUGGAAGAAGCGAUGGAGCAGACAUUGAUCUCUAUGUAUGGCUAUAUGACUGAGAUUUCAAUGGUGUCUGCGGAGUACUCCUUUGAUUUGUUUGCCAGUGGUAUCGAUAUGGUCUCAUUAAUGGCUCGAUUAUUGGAUGAAGCACUAUUUGCUUUCUCAACAGAGCCGUUCUUCAUUGGUAGAGUUGCAAAGGUGAUUAAACUCGAUCGUGAAAAGUUCGAAGUGCAGAUGCGGUGCUGGGGUGAAUCGUUCGAUCUCAGUAGGCAUCCACAGGGAACUGAAAUUAAAGCAGUCACUUAUUCUAAUAUGCAGGUUAACGAAUCUUUGGAUAAGACUGAUAUUUAUGUUAUUGUAGACAUAUGA